Molecule: messenger RNA, 2747 nt
Organism: Daucus carota subsp. sativus
Lineage: Eukaryota; Viridiplantae; Streptophyta; Magnoliopsida; Apiales; Apiaceae
Exons: 21
Coding region: 340-2460 (706 amino acids)
Biological process (GO): protein phosphorylation
Cellular component (GO): cytoplasm
Molecular function (GO): ATP binding; protein serine/threonine kinase activity
Source: RefSeq, a predicted model, not a curated record
GGUCGGUUGGGCAAACUCGGCGAGAUCCGAUCCAAAACAAUUAUACUUGGGCAUUGGGCAAUGAAAAUAAAAGCGUAACUAUUAAAAACAAUUUACUUGAUAAUUAAAGAUUUUACAGCUAUUAUCGUUGUUUCCUCUCGAACAGCACUAAGAAAGAGCGAUAGAUACAGAAAAUUAAUUGGACAAAACUGAAACAACAACAAAGAUCUACUACAUCAUUUCAUCGUUUUCAAGUCAAAGAAUUAUAUGAAUGAAGCCGAGACUGGUUUUACGUGUAGUGGAGUGAUUAUUUGAUUGGGUUUUGCUUUGAGUUGCAAGAGGAAAGAGGGAAGUUCAGUUAUGGACAGGGCUGAUGCGGCAGCUCUCGUGGAGGCCACUGGGUCGAGAUUCAGUGAUUUAGUGCUUAUUGGAAGAGGGUCAUUUGGGGAUGUCUAUAAGGGGUUUGAUAGGGAGCUCAACAAAGAGGUUGCUAUUAAAGUGAUUGAUCUUGAGGAAUCAGAGGAUGAAAUCGAAGACAUCCAGAAGGAAAUAGCAGUUUUGUCACAAUGUCGGUCUCCUUAUAUUACAGAGUACUAUGGAUCUUAUCUGCAGCAAACUAAACUAUGGAUAAUCAUGGAGUACAUGGCUGGUGGCUCGGUAGCUGAUCUUAUUCAACCAAAUCAUCCGUUAGAUGAAAUGUCUAUGGCCUGCAUUUUGCGGGACUUGCUACAUGCUGUUGAGUAUCUUCACAAUGAAGGGAAAAUUCACAGAGAUAUUAAAGCGGCAAAUAUUUUAUUGACGGAGAAUGGUGAUGUUAAGGUUGCGGACUUUGGUGUUUCCGCACAAUUGACAAGAACAAUCUCUAGAAGGAAGACGUUUGUAGGAACUCCAUUUUGGAUGGCUCCAGAAGUUAUUCAGAAUUCUGAAGGUUACAACGAGAAGGCAGAUAUUUGGUCUUUGGGGAUAACUGCUAUUGAGAUGGCGAAAGGGGAGCCUCCACUUGCUGAUCUUCACCCAAUGAGGGUUCUUUUUAUUAUACCUCGAGAAAAUCCCCCACAGUUGGAAGAACACUUUUCUCGUCCUAUAAAGGAAUUUGUUUCAUUGUGUUUGAAAAAGGUGCCUGCUGAGCGUCCCAGUGCAAAAGAGCUUUUGAAACAUCGGUUCAUUAGGAACGCGAGGAAGAGCCAAAAACUUUUAGAGAGAAUCAGAGAGCGACCAAAGUUCCAAAUAAAGGAAGAUGGGGAAACCACUAGAAGUGGUACCCAGAUUUUAGGGGAAUCUUCUGGCACACUAAAGGUGACAAGGAACCCUAGAGUUGAAGAUACUGUUCGAGCCAGUCAGGGGAAGACUCUAAAAGCUGCUGGUUGGGAUUUCAGCAUUGGUGCUUCAUCUAGCACUGGAACAGUGCGAAGUGUUGUAAAACCGCCUCAAGCUAGAGAAAGGAAAGCAGAUGUAUCACUCAGUCAGGCCCCACCAAGGAGAACUGCAGAAAGUGGUAGUCGCUGGUCUUCUUCUGGAAGUACAAAUAACAUAUCUGAAGUUUCAGUUCAAACAGAUGCUAGAGAUCCACUUAUGGAUGAGAAACAAGAGCAUUACCAUGAAGAUGAUGAUUUGACAGCAAGCGGGACAGGAACCGUAGUUGUACGCUCUCCGAGAGGGAUUAAGUCAUCUUCUGUUUUUAGCGAUCAGAGUACCUUGUCUAGCAGUACUUUUGCUUCAAUGGAGGAUGCUUCCACCACUGGAACUUUUCUUUAUCGGGGACAGCAUGAUGAUUUGGAUUCUCCUCGAACUCCCAAGUCCAGACUUGGGAUCCAAGAGAGAACUUCAAGUGCAUCCCUUGAAGACAGUUCAAUAAACCUAGCUGAGGCGAGGGCUGCACUUCUAGGAGGAUUGAAGAAAGGUAAUGCCAAGGAAAGGUCUGGCCUGGGAAAGGGUAGCAAAGAUGGGCAAGAAAUGAAAAGGACAGAUCAAUUAACAGACAGCCCUGACUCUUCAAGACAUUCUCGUGAUUAUGUUGAUGCACUAAAAGCAUUUCCAAGAUCACGUCCAAGUGACGAAGAAAGCAGUGCCAAAAUGUCUUCAUUAUUAUUGUCAGCUCCACUAUCAAUACUUCUUGUCCCUUCAUUGAAGGAGGCUAUCGGUGAUGAAUCAGAAGGUUCCCUUGUUCGUGGAAUGACCAAUUAUUUUGUGGAAAUGGAACGCGUAAAGCCUGGAUCCUUUGAAGUUCUUAUGUCUAGGAUGCUUCAGCGGCUAGCAAGUUCGAAGGAAUCAUCACUGAAGGAUCUUCAGGAUAUGGCUGCUCAUAUCUUCACAAAGGGUAAAACAGUUACCGAGCAAACAAAUAAUGCAAAUGCAGAAAUUGAUAGCAGAAAAAAGCAGCAGAACAAAGACGCUAAUCAGAAUUCCAAUUUAAGUCCACUCGCGAGGUUCUUGCUUUCAAGAUGGCAAGGCCAAGCAUCUCGGGAUCUAAAUCCAAAUUAAGAAGAGGUCUGCCGUAUUUGCUGCUUCUAAUUUUCCCAUUGUAUUUUUUCUUUUUCAUUAUUCUUUUUGGUUCAAUGUACAUAACAUUUGAAAAAAAAAUAAAAAAUCUGUAGUAGUUGUGCAAUUUUGUUCUUUGUUAUUGCCACAUUAGUUUGAAUCUCCUUUUGUAGUGGAAAAUUUGAUGUAUACCUAGGUUGCUAGUAUUGCUGUACCAUUAUGAGAUGCUAAUAACGAACUGUAAUUGUCCUAUAUUUUAUACCACAUAUAUACCAAGAAAGUUUGUCUCA